Numida meleagris (helmeted guineafowl) is the source of this 1676-nucleotide messenger RNA. RefSeq names its product TMEM9 domain family member B (gene TMEM9B). The coding region runs from base 90 to 659 and encodes 189 amino acids. Gene Ontology annotation, cellular component: lysosomal membrane. NCBI's taxonomy places the organism in Eukaryota, Metazoa, Chordata, Aves, Galliformes, Numididae. The record is from RefSeq and is a predicted model, not a curated record. Gene Ontology annotation, biological process: positive regulation of canonical NF-kappaB signal transduction. The transcript has 5 exons.
CUGACGCGGGCGGGCGGAAGGCGGAAGUGAUGGCGGCGGCGCGGCGGAGCGGCUAGGCGGUGCGGAGCGGCGAGGAGCCCCGGGCCGACAUGGCGGCCCGUCUCGGGGGCUGGCUGUGCCUCUGCGGGCUGCUGGCCGUGCUGGCGGGGCUGGGCGCUCAGGCUAAGAAUUCGGAGGACGUCCGAUGUAAAUGCAUCUGCCCCCCUUACAAAGACCACUCGGGCCAUAUCUACAAUAAAAACGUUUCGCAGAAGGACUGUGACUGUCUUCAUGUGGUUGAGCCUAUGCCUGUCCCUGGACCUGAUGUAGAAGCAUAUUGUUUACGUUGUGAGUGCAAAUAUGAAGAGAGAAGCUCUGUCACAAUUAAGGUUACAAUCAUCAUAUACCUGUCUAUUUUGGGCCUACUUCUUCUAUACAUGGUGUACCUUACACUAGUGGAACCUAUACUGAAGAGACGUCUCUUUGGACAUUCACAGCUCAUACAGAGUGAUGAAGACAUUGGGGAUCACCAGCCAUUUGCAAAUGCUCAUGAUGUGUUAGCUCGUUCUCGGAGUCGUGCCAAUGUAUUGAACAAAGUGGAGUACGCCCAACAGCGCUGGAAGUUGCAGGUCCAAGAGCAACGCAAGUCUGUUUUUGACCGUCAUGUUGUGCUGAGUUAAUUCUCUCAGCAGUAACUCCAAGAAGUAAAGCAGACUAAGUGAAAGAACUGAGUUCUGUCUUCCUGAACCUACCACUUCAAAAGGGUUUUCUUCAAUGAUUCUUUUCUGAUUUGAAAAAAAAUAUAUAUAUAUAUAUAAGUAUUUAAAAUUUGAAAGAAUGUACUGAAGUGGAAGCAGUUAAAAGAAAUUAGUUAACCAAAAGCUAGAAAUCUUCACAUUUUCAGUUGUCUCUUACUAAUAAAACUGAAAAGAAAACAAACCCUGAGAUAGCUUGCUUUGUUUGCUACUGUGGUACCUUAUUUACAGUUGUGACUUUAUGGUGAUUUUUAACUGUAUAUUUCUCUUUAUUAUUUAUGUGGUUAAAAGUACCUGGGAACACAGUAACUACUUACAACUCACUAAUUGCUUUAUGUAAAGACCUUUUGUAAAUACACUUGGAUUUUUCUGCAGGCUGAUGCUAGGUAUCGGAAAUUGAAACCUUGCAGUGCAGUUUUCAUGUCAGAGAUUGAAAUUUUGAUUGGCUGUAUUCAUCAUUUGGUUUCUUGCACUUGUACUUUUCAAGAUGCUUGUAUGUCAGGUGGUGUUUGCAGAAAUAAGGCAGAACUUAAAUGGACACUGACUCUUUGAACUGCACACUUGAAGGACUGUGAUGUAGAUAAACUCAAAUGCAGUACACUUCAAGACAGUGUUGACAUUUUGUUCUAUUCUGCUUUAAAAGCGUAAUAUAUUGUAUGUGUAUGAUACCUCUUUUAAAAGAAAUCUUCCUCUCUUUUCAUGGGUAAAGUCUCAGGAGUUAGUAUAUGAUGAAAUAUUUAUUAUAAAAAAUCUUUCUGCAUCUAUCUGGAUUGAUGGUAUAAGGCACAUAAUUUCUUGAGCACCUGUCAUCUUGGGAGUUAGGUGUAUUUUUCUAUCUGUGGUUCUGUGUUCAUCUCUCUUAAGAGGCAUACAGUUGCUAGAUGACUAACUUUCGUAUAUCCUCUUUGGAAUGUAACAAUUAAAACUGAUUUUUGAAAAAUG